Messenger RNA from Stylonychia lemnae, 300 nucleotides. The record is from the annotation of a GenBank genome assembly. NCBI's taxonomy places the organism in Eukaryota, Ciliophora, Spirotrichea, Sporadotrichida, Oxytrichidae.
AUGAACGAUUACGACUCUCUUAAUAACUUGAAACUUAAGAUUCUAGAGCUUAAGAAAAAAAGAGAUGAACUAACUACAAUUAUAAUGAGAGAUAGGAUGGCAGUAACCUAGAUUGAUGAGUAAAUAAACUAACUCGAAAGAGAAAAGCAGAAAGUAUUAAUGAACUCAGAGGAAAAGGAGAUGCAAAUACGUAAAUUUGACGAACUUAUUAAGUAAAGUGAAAGCGCAGUUUAGAAAAUGUUUAUGAGCACAUAGAAACUAAAUGAGGCUCUAAAUCAAGCACUCGAUGAUAAUUUUUGA